AUGAAUGAAGACAAUAAUUUAAUAAAGACUUGGUAUUUUUAUUUUAAAUGGGCUGGAUUGUGGAAAGCGCAUCGAAUUGGAAUUCGGAUGGGAAAUUUUGAAAUGCAGCAUGAAUCACUCUCUGCAUUUGCACCACUCUUUCCAGUAGCCGAUAUUUCGGGAUUAUCUAAUAUGACCGCAGAAUAUACAUCUGAAGGAUGGACCAGAUUAUUUAAUUGUUAUUCAAUAGGAGAAGAGCGUCUUAAUGUUAUAUUACAACAAGACAUUUUAAAACGCGAAAAACGAGUUGCAAAGGGCAGAAGAGCAAAAAAUAUUGGACAUAAUAAAAUAGCAAAUAUGAAAAAAUCUAAUAAUAAUAAUACUAAGGGUCGUGGUAGAGGUGGAGUUCAGCAUUUCCAAAAUUCAUUGGAAUUUUGGAACUGUGAAACAAAUAAUAUUUUAAUCUUGGUCCAAGACCAGAAAUUUAAAUGA
Molecule: messenger RNA, 471 nt
Organism: Rhizophagus irregularis DAOM 181602=DAOM 197198
Lineage: Eukaryota; Fungi; Glomeromycota; Glomeromycetes; Glomerales; Glomeraceae
Source: RefSeq, a predicted model, not a curated record